Balaenoptera ricei (Rice's whale) is the source of this 9422-nucleotide messenger RNA. It is a transcript of the gene RO60, whose product is annotated as Ro60, Y RNA binding protein. NCBI's taxonomy places the organism in Eukaryota, Metazoa, Chordata, Mammalia, Artiodactyla, Balaenopteridae. Gene Ontology annotation, molecular function: RNA binding. The record is from RefSeq and is a predicted model, not a curated record. The transcript has 10 exons. Bases 1303 to 2919 code for a protein of 538 amino acids. Gene Ontology annotation, cellular component: ribonucleoprotein complex.
GCCAGUCAUGCAUAAUACUUAGAUAAAUGGUUCAGAAAAUCAACUUUAAUCCUGCUUAGUUAUCCUUAAAUAUAUAUUAGGAAUUACUUAAAAAUGGUGUUCUAGAGGAGGGAUACACAGAUAAGGCCUGGUCCCUGUUCUCAAGGGAACCAUUGAUGUUAGCUGGACAUGCUCACAAAGAAUAAUAAAAAGGAAAGAACUUUGAGAGUGGGGGGUUUUGAGGUUUAUAUUGAGACCUUGAAAUCUCACCACUUGGGCCUUGGUGCAGGAAAACUGGUGUAGUAUAAUCUGAUAAUUGAAUGUCUUCUCAAAAUUAUUCAUUUAACAAAUAUGACUAAUAAGCAGGAAUAGCCAGGUUGAAGAAACACCAGAGAGUGUGUGUUUUUGUUAAAUCUAAAGGAGAGGCCAGCAAUGUCAAAAAAUUUCUACUGGAAUUAGCAAUUAAUGUUAUCAAUCUUUGAGAAGGCUCUUAGCCUUUUUGGAUUGAAAGGCAGAGGUAAAUGCCAUAUUGAAAAGGGGGUCCGAAUACAUAGAAAAAGCAACAUCCACUGCACCAGGAGUUUCAGCCUGUGCUGUACUCAGUCACUAUAAAUCAGUCCAUAAUGACUGAUACAAUAUGAUCACUUCGUCUCUGACACCACCUGAAGCCUAGGCCUGCACUGAGAUUAACUACUUUAUGUCAGAGCUUUAUUUGGAAUAUUGACACUGCUGUUUCCAGCACAAUUCAAAUCACUGUUCCCCUAAGUCACAUGCAAAAUGUGAGGCUUUCUUCCCAGCACUUACCUCUGCACCAUUGUGUGUUCCCCGCUCUGAGACCCAGUCUUUCAUUGCUCCCUUACUCACCCAAUUUCCCCGCAUUGAGAACUCCCUCAAUUUCUUUACUCCUCUUUCUCCCUCAAGGGGAUCAUUACCCAUAACCUCCACCCUUAGUGAAGGAGAUACCUCUUUUGCUGUCAAGGGCUAGUCUCCGCCUGGAUGCUCUGAAACUUCUUUCAGGGAUCUCGUUCCCUCACUUACGCCCUUUCUCUGCUGUCUUCAACUCUCCAAAUCGAACUUUGAACCUCAACCUCAGAGUCCUCUCAUCUGAAAAGGACUUCAAGUAAUUUUGAUGCACACAGAGUUUGAGAACCACUGGCUUAGAGCAAUCAAGAUUCAUCCCUUGGGGCUGGGGAAUGUCCCCUGAAGGGCAUUACUACCAGAAAGAGGAUAAGAGAAGGGGGAAGGGAGGAACAGAUGUUGGAUACACAAUCAAAAAUGUCUACACAGUUAUUCAGGAAGUAAAGUUUCCUAAAAGACAGAAAAAUGGAGGAAUUGGUAAACCAAAUGCAGCCGCUGAAUGAGAAGCAGAUAGCCAAUUCUGAAGACGGAUAUGUGUGGCAAGUCACUGAUAUGAAUCGGCUGCACCGGUUCUUAUGUUUUGGUUCUGAAGGUGGGACUUAUUAUAUCAAAGAACAGAAGUUGGGCCUUGAGAAUGCCGAAGCUUUAAUUAGAUUGAUUGAAGAUGGCAGAGGAUGUGAAGUGAUACAGGAAAUAAAGUCAUUUAGUCAAGAAGGCAGAACUGCAAAGCAGGAGCCUACGCUCUUUGCCCUCGCCAUUUGUUCCCAGUGUUCCGACAUAAGCACGAAACAAGCCGCCUUCAAAGCUGUUUCUGAAGUUUGUCGCAUUCCUACACAUCUCUUUACUUUUAUACAAUUUAAGAAAGAUCUAAAGGAAAGCAUGAAAUGUGGCAUGUGGGGUCGCGCCCUCCGGAAGGCCGUAGCAGACUGGUACAAUGAAAAAGGUGGCAUGGCCCUUGCCCUGGCCGUUACAAAAUAUAAACAAAGAAAUGGCUGGUCUCACAAAGAUCUGUUAAGAUUGUCGCAUCUUAAACCUUCCAGUGAAGGACUUGCUAUUGUUACCAAAUAUAUUACAAAGGGCUGGAAAGAGGUCCAUGAAAUGUAUAAAGAAAAAGCACUUUCUGUGGAGACUGAGAAAUUAUUAAAGUAUCUGGAGGCUGUAGAGAAAGUGAAGCGCACAAAAGAUGAACUGGAAGUCAUUCAUCUGAUAGAAGAACACAGACUGGUUAGGGAGCAUCUCCUAACAAAUCACUUAAAGUCUAAAGAGGUAUGGAAGGCUUUGUUACAAGAAAUGCCUCUUACAGCAUUACUAAGGAAUCUUGGAAAGAUGACUGCUAAUUCAGUGCUUGAACCAGGAAACUCAGAAGUGUCUUUAGUAUGUGAAAAGCUGUGUAAUGAAAAACUGUUAAAAAAGGCUCGUAUACAUCCAUUUCAUGUUCUAAUUGCAUUAGAAACUUACAAAACAGGUCAUGGGCUCAGAGGAAAACUGAAGUGGCGCCCUGAUGAAGAAAUUUUGCAAGCUUUGGAUGCUGCUUUUUACAAAACAUUUAAGACAGUUGAGCCAGCUGGAAAGCGUUUCUUACUGGCAAUUGAUGUCAGUGCUUCUAUGAACCAAAGAGUUUUGGGUAGUGUACUCAACGCUAGCACAGUAGCCGCAGCAAUGUGCAUGGUUGUCACACGAACAGAAAAAGAUUCUUAUAUAGUUGCUUUUUCAGAUGAAAUGGUACCAUGCCCAGUGACUACAGAUAUGACCUUACAACAGGUUUUAAUGGCUAUGAGCCAGAUCCCAGCAGGUGGAACUGAUUGCUCUCUUCCAAUGAUCUGGGCUCAAAACACAAAUACAGCUGCCGACGUCUUCAUAGUAUUCACUGAUAACGAGACGUUUGCUGGACAUGUCCAUCCUGCCGUUGCUCUGAGGGAAUAUCGAAAGAAUAUGGAUAUUCCAGCUAAGUUGAUUGUUUGUGGAAUGACAUCAAAUGGUUUUACCAUUGCAGACCCAGAUGAUAGAGGCAUGUUGGAUAUGUGUGGCUUUGAUACAGGAGCUCUGGACGUGAUUCGAAGUUUCACAUUAGAUAUGAUUUAAUCAUAAGCACCAGCACAGUCUAAGAGGUCCAUUGCCAUCAGUGAUCUCGCUAAUACACCGCUACUUCCCAGCUAAUCUUAAUCCAAUGAAAGACAGUAGGAUGAUGGUAUAGGAUGUGCAUAAUGGAAAGUUUACCUUACCAAAAAAAAAAAAAAAGGAAGGAACAAUAAGAUGAGCCCAAAGUUCUUUCUGUCUACUAAACUAGCUCUUGGGAAAUAGCUUCAGAAUACACUGUAGCCCCCUCUAUCUAAUAGAGAACUUCUUGAUGAGAGACUGUAAAAUAGUCAAAGAGUUUUGCUUUGAUGAAUAAUCACAUUUGUACUUAAAAGAAGAGAGAGCCAAAAGUGUAAGUAGUUCCAUAUCAUGUAACUUAUUUGAGAAAUGCCUAAAGUUUUCUUAAAUGUUUUCAUUGGUAAAGGACAACUUUGAUAAUGUCCAAAUAUUCUGAAAUGCACUGGACCAUGUAACUGUGAUGGAAUAUGAAACUCAUUUGUAAACUUUUAUACCAAGGGGGUUAAAAAAACAAACAAAAAAAACAAAGACAUUUGAUUAUGAAUGAGUUUUAGAAAUUCCUUUAACAGUUUUCUACCGUCACAUAAAUACCAGCUUUCUCAGUCAGUGAAAAAGAUAUUUUGUUUCUGUGGUUUAAUUUACACUUGUAGAAUUGUUACCAUUAACCAGAAACAUAAGGGAAACCCCUGAGAAGAGAUCUGAAGUUUGUGUCAGCUGAGGAAGUCUAUUUUGGUUUGCUUUUGUUUAUCGCUGUGAGUGAGGGGCACGACUUGACAGUUUCCUCUGGCUUAUAACAACAUAGCCACAUGUAGGCACACUUUUUUUUUCAUUCUCUUAAAUGAAAACAGAUGUUUCAAGCCUUUAACUCCCCCCAUUCAUAAUCUGAAAGUAUGACAAUUAAAAUCUCAAACAUAGCCAGAUUAGCUUUUUCCUUACUUUAAAAAUAUUGUUUUAAUUACUUUUAUCUAUUUUUUUAGCCAAUUGUAAAUGGGUUUUAGAUAUUUCUAAUCGUAAACAUGUUAGUGGCCUCCUCUCUCGUCCAUUAUUCAUCUGUGGCUUUGUCCAUUAUUCAUUUGUGACAAAACAUUCUUUUUUGAUAGUAUAGAAAAAUAAUAAAGCAACGUAGGUCUUUCAGGUUUGAAAGGCAGUUUUUGUGUGGCAUAUUAUCACUAAUCAGUCUGUAAGAAAUUAAUUUUUUCUAUUUUAUUUGUGUAUAUUAAACUUCCUAUUCAUUAUAAAGUGCAUUAUUUUCUUGAGCAAGUAUCCCUUCCUUGUGGGGAGGUUUAACCUGUUGAACUGCCAGUAUAUUUGCUCAUAAUUAUAUCAUGGCUGUCUAAGAUAAUGUGCACAUAAAACUUCAGUUUUUAUGUAUUGUUCUUUAAAUGUAUUUAAAGAUUUACUGGGGAUUUAUAAAGCCCUUCUCAAUAUUAUAUGAAAAGUCAAACUAGUAAAUGUAAAUUAUACUUUCACGUGCUUGGGGGUUAGAGGUUUUAUGUUUUGGGGGGCAGGGAGACUUAAGUAAUGUUAGAAUUCGUAUAUUUUCUUCUGUUUCAUGAGAAAUUUGGGCUCUGGGAGUAACAAGACAAUGUUCCUUUCAAACUUAUUUGAUAUAUUAAUGCUGGCCUUGUCUGAUAUGUAGCUCUUCCUUCAAGGCCACUGGUGGCAAUUUGUAAAUAUUAUGAUUUACCUGAUUUUUUUGUCAGCAAAGCUAGUAGCACCACUACCCCCCCCACAAAAAAAAUACAUGGCUUCUGAUAUCUUUGUUUUUUAUCCUCUGUCAGGCAUUGGAUUUGACAUGUUAGCUACUUUUGAUACAUUAAAAUAUUAUGUUCAGAUUGAAUUUAAAGUUUAAAGAACCUAACAGAAUUUUGUAAUAGUACUUGAAUUCUGUAAGUAAACCCAAAAUCUUCUUAAAUUAAAAAUUAUAACAUGAUCUAACUUUUUAUUCCUAAUAGAAAUGUUAAGUGGAAUGUAGUAUAAACGUUUAUUUCCUUCAGUUAAACACUACUUCUAUAUUGUUUUUAGACAGAUAUGUUCAGGAACUAAUAUUAAAUCCAUCAGAGAAGUAAGAUUAAAUGUGACUUUUUUGAAGUCACAUAGAUAAGUCUAUUAAAUGGUAAGAUUUGAGAAAGAAAAAACUAAAAGCCACCACUGAAGGUAGCUUUAUUUUCAAAUCAUGGAGCUUUAGAGCUGGAAGAAACCUUAGAAAUUUAAAAGGUAAUUGUUUGAGUUAGGUUAGGGAUCCAUGGUCUGAGAGAGUGUGACUUUGGAGCCCUAGAUCUAGUAGAUCUAGAAACCUUGGUCUCUUCAUUCCCAUUCCAGUGUUCAUUUCCCCACAAAAUGGGAAGACAUUGACUUACAAGAGUAGGUGAUAAAAUAGAAUUAUUCAAGACUUUUAUCUUUUUAGGUAUUAGGAAAUAAUGUAUAUACACGAUUGCUUUAGGAGUAGAAAAACAGAACUUGUGAACAUGUAUACUUCUGUAGUUCAUAGUAACCCUCAAGCACAAUUAAUGUCUUAAUAACCUGUAUUGCUAUAUAACAUAGUCAUAUAGAAUAAAAAAACUUUACCUCAUUAUGAAUAAAAUGUACUCAAGUGAUAAAGAAGUUUUAUUUUCUGAAUUACUUCUAGCAUUACUGCUGAUUAGGAAAACGUUGCUUCUAAAAAACAAUCCUAAGAAAAGUAAACUUUAUUUCCUAGAAAAUAUGUAAAUAUUUUCAGGAUAUAGUUGUAAUUAGUAAAACAAAAACUAAUCUUAUGAUCCUACCCUAUCCCUGUUAGUUGAAAUUUCUUGGAAAUUCCACUUAUUAACACUUAUGUAUUAUUUAGUUUAGUAAUCAUUUUAGGAAAUAUUGGUGAGGAAGACACUAGUGAAUGGGAUUUAGCGUUAUACCCUUCUGGAACCUCUUUUGCUUUAUCUAACUUACUGUGUGACUGUAGACAACCAAUUUAACCUAUGUGAUUCAAUUUUGCUAUCUUUAAAAAGUAACAUAUCUGAUGCUUGGAUCAUAGAAGAAUCAAUGAUUUUAUAUCUGUAUAAAACUUGAAAUUGGGAAGAAGGCUUGCAAAGAAAUUAGAACUUUUUUAAAAAAUUAAAAACACUUUUAAUAGGAUAUAUGUUUUGAAAGAUAAAAUGUUUUAGGAAAACAGCUCAGUAGGCUCAAUAGUUUUUUUAAACACUCCUGUUCUGAAUGGGAAAAUGUGGAAGAAAAAUUUUAACAGUAAAGGUAAUGACUAAAGAAGUCACUAUUCUCUGAUAAGAGAAAGAAGGAAUAUAUUCCAUUAGAUAGAUCAAGAAAAACUAACUCAUACUCUAAAUGAGAAGAUGGUGUUACGAACAUUUGCUUAAUCUUUUAAAAUAACAGGUAAAUCUACAAGCGAUAGAAUAUCAGUUAAUCAGGAUUUUUUUCUGCAAAACAAUUGAAAAUUAUUUUGGAAAUUUAAGAUAGAAUUUCUGAAUAAAUUUGAGGAUCUGACAGUUAAGUAAGAAACAUCUUCAGAAGCACAGUAAAGCUACAUCUAAACAAUAAUUAAAGGGAAAUGAUUGUGAUCACUUAUUGGACUUAUUUCAAUUUGACCUAAAGAUGAUAUACCCACAGAUCUCUCGGUGAGUCCCUUACAGUUAGUAAUCACAAAUGAAAAAUUCUAGUCUUGUAUACCACAGACUUGGGUGAUUCGUUAAGGCUAUAUACCCUCUAGAGAAAUGUCAGAUAGCUUCAAUGUAAACGUGCACAAGGGAGAAUUAGAAAAAAGAUAAGUUAAACUAUUUCAUUAGUUGUAUUUACUGUAUGCAUUUAAUUUAGUAUAUAUCCCAGUUACUUGCUCCGUAGUCCCUUAUUUGUUGGAAGAUUCCUUCUAUACCUUUUUUUUUUUUUCUUUUAAAACUCCUUUCUUCUGACAUUUUGGUCUUCUGUUUGUUUUUCUAGUCCUGCUCUUCCUGAGUAAUAAAAUAAAUGACAGGAAAGUCACCUGUAUUUAGGUUUGGGAUACAUCUUGCAGAUUGCUUUUUGUUCCAUAUAGAUUUUAAGGUCAUAUUGUUUUCAAAUUAAUAAUGGGCAGUUCUCCUGGAACAAUAAUUGAAUUGAUAAAUUCUCUCCCCAAAUCAAGUUAUACUGCAUACCUUUUAUAUUAGAUGUUUGCAGAAAUUUUGUGGCCUUUGAAUAGGAUCAGUUAUUCAGCCUUUGUUUGCAAUUAUAGAUGUACCUAGCUCUUAGAAAAAGCACUCUUUGAAAAAUAAUUAAGUGAAUACUCUUUCAGAAAAUAGCAUGUCUCAGUGCUCAUAUUUCCAUAAUUAUAAAGACUACCCACAAAAUCUUUGUCUACCAAAUACUUCACAGAGCUUAUAUAUACAUGGCUUUUAGCAUAAAAGGUCUUGUAAAUGACAUGUAUCCACAUUCAACAUUUUUUUAAUUGGUGAGUGUUUUUAUUUGCUUUUGAAAAAUUAUUAUGAAGUUAAUUUAAAAAUCAUAUGGUAAUAUUUUUCAUGUAGAAAACUAAUAAUUUAGUCAAACUUACUGUCUGAAUAGAAUUAUAAUAAAUGACACAUUUUCCUAAACCCUGAAAAUACCAAAUUAUAUAGGAAAUUGGUAGAAAGAAACAUAAACUUAGGAGUUAUGUUGCAAAAUUCAGUUACUAAAAUUAAGGUGAUUAUUUUCAAUGAGAAUUAAUUUUGUAAAUACAAUGAAAAGAUAUAAAAGAUGUUUCUGAGCCUAAGGAGAUUUUCCUCUUUGCUUCUAUUUAAUUUAGCACCACCAUGUGUCAUAUUAAUUUUAUGAACACAAGUGAUAAUAUACUUCAUUUUAAAAUAUAUUUAAAUUUCUCUGCUUUUAGAAGUUAUCAGAAUCUGUUCUUGAACAAAAGAAAUAGUAAGUUAGCUACACUUCGCUGGCUUCACUUAAUGAAUACUUGGAUUGCUAAGUGUAGUAAAUGAGGUUAAAGUCUUGCUAUAUAUCAUUACCACAUAAUUGAUGGAAUAUUAUAUCAAUAUAAUCAUUGUAUUGAAACUUCUGUUUAAAUUACUUAUUUGGCUUUAUUUGCAAUGUAAACUGUUUAGAAUCCAUAGAUAGCCAAAUUAAACAUAUUAUACAAUUAAUGAAUAGUAACCAAGAAAAAGUGUUUUUGUUCACUAUUAUUCUAAAGAUGGACUGCUUGCAAUUCGGUAUGGUGUGACUAGACAUAACUUGUAAUGCAUUUGAGUUCAAUUUUCUUCCUUUUAUUUGCCAGCUUCUGAUAAUGAAGAAAUUCUCCAAGAGAUGAGAUAUAUGAAAUCAUCUUUUUUAAAAAAAUUGAAUGGGGAAGAGGUGUUAUAAUCUAGUUCUAAACUGUCCACUUGCUUUAUAAAGAGGCUUUGAUUUCCAUAUUUGACCACUCAAUAAAUAUUUAAAUUAUACAGACUAAUGCCUGCAUAGAAUAAAAUUUAAGUAUGCAAGAGCCUUAAAGUGAAAAAAAUGAGCCUUCUGACUGCCUUAAAAUAUGACUAGCUCUCCAACACAGGCAUACAUAUUUUGCAUAGGGUCUCUUCAUUAAGUAAUGCCUUAAUAGUGUCAGCGUUUCUGAAGUAUAGAACUCGAAAGGUCUUUUACAGCUUUCUCUUUUACAUAAAGAAUGGAAAUUUAAUUAUUAAGUUUUAAAACCUGAUUGUACAUUAGCUGUUUAAGCACCCAUUAACAGGAUAAUCUAGGGACACUGAUGUGUUAUACAUACAUGACUGUUAACAUCAGUAAUAUUUUGUGGUAGUUUAAGGUUUUUUAUUGUUUUGUAUAACAAAUUAUCCAGGAAGCUGGACUCUGUAACUGAUCUCCAAGGACCAAGUUGCAUAUUUAAACACUCUGAAUGAAAAAUAUAGUUGUACAGUUCCAAAAAUGAUUAAUUUUUUAAGGGAAUUUUUCAAGACAAAAGGCAAAUAUUUUGUUUCAAGCCUACCAGCAAAUUCAUUCAAAGAAGUGAAUACAGUUGUAAGACACUGCGACUAUUGCAAUAAAAAGUAUCCAGGCCAGUGAUGUUUAAUUACAUUCACAUUUUUACAUUCACUUUGCCUUUCAAAGCAGGAAUAUUUUAUAAAAAUGAGAGAAAACUUUAAAUUGUCAAGCUGGUGCUUAAAAGUAUAUAAAGUUCAAUUUGUAACAAGUUCCAUUUCAAAGGAAAAGGACACUGAAAGGAGGGGCAGGAGGUUUCCUAGGUCUGUUGUUGAUCAACUCACUGAUACUUUGUUGAGUCUUCCAAGUUUUCACUGUAAAUAACAUACCUAGCAAUGUAAUUUUGCUGUUUUCUGAUCGAAAAUGGAUGAAAUACUAAUGUAUGAAAUUUAUUUCAUGAUAAAACAGUUUUCACCGAUACUGUGAAAUCUGGACUCUCCUUUCUAGCCCUGCAAAACCCCAUACUGGAUAAAUCAUUUUAGACAUGGAGUGCAGGUGGGCACAAUGUGAACUGUUUCUGGUCACUUGUAUUAUUGUAAAGAUUGAUAGAUGUACCAAAUAAACUCUAUGCACAUCAA